Erythranthe guttata (spotted monkey flower) is the source of this 738-nucleotide messenger RNA. Its product is annotated as protein VERNALIZATION 3. The record is from RefSeq and is a predicted model, not a curated record. NCBI's taxonomy places the organism in Eukaryota, Viridiplantae, Streptophyta, Magnoliopsida, Lamiales, Phrymaceae.
UGAUCUAAAUGUACAACUUAUAAGGUGAGAGCAAAAGAUAUUUUCAAGAUAUUUAUUUCUUUCUCUCUCUCUAUAUAUAUAAUUAAUAUAUAUAUAUCUUUCUUUUAUAUAUACACUAUGCCAAGAGACAGAAACCCACUAGUCGUUGGAGGUGUGAUAGGGGAUGUAUUGGAUCAAUUCGCAGCGUCCAUAACGCUUAGAAUUGUUUAUAAUAACAGAGAAGUGAAUAACGGUGGCGAUUUCAGGCCGUCACACAUUGUCAAUCAGCCUAGGGUUGAUAUCGGAGGGGACGAUUUCCGUACCUUCUAUACUUUGGUUAUGGUGGAUCCCGAUGCCCCGAGUCCUAGUGAUCCUAAUCUUAGAGAAUAUCUGCACUGGAUGGUUACGGAUAUUCCUGGAUCCACUGGGACAAACUUUGGGCAAGAGAUCGUGUGCUACGAGAGUCCACGGCCUUCGAUGGGGAUUCACCGUAUGAUCUUCAUCUUGUUCCGCCAGUUAGGGCGGGAGACGGUGUACGCCCCGGAGUGGCGCCAGAAUUUCAACACCAGGGACUUUGCAGAGACCUACAAUCUUGGAUCCCCUGUGGCGGCGGUCUACUUUAACUGCCAGAGGGAGAGCGGCACCGGUGGGAGAAGACAAGUGCAAUAAUGAACUUCAAAUAUUACUAAGUUGUUAUUAUUAUUAUUAUUAUUAUUAUUAUUAUUAUUAUUAUUAUUAUUAUUAUUAUUAUUAUUAUUA